UGUCGGCGUAGCCCCUCCCGUCAAAAGAAAAAAACAAACCCUCCAAACCCCAGCGAGUCCGCCGUAGAAGUCGACGCAGCAGCAACCGCCGCCGCCGCAUCCGAUCCCAUGGCGUCCCCGUCCGCGCCGGCGCCGUCGCGGCCGCAGCGCUCGCCGGACGAGGUCGAGGACAUCAUCCUCCGCAAGAUCCUCCUCGUCUCCCUCGCGCCCCCGUCCGCCCCCAACCCCGCCGUGCCCUACCUCGAGCUCACCGCCGCCGAGCUCCUCUCCGAGUCGCGCCCCCUCCUCGCCCUCCGCGACGCCGCCGAGCGCCUCCUCAUCGACCGCCUCUCCCUCCCCGCCGCCUCGCCGCCGCCCUUCCGGUUCCUCGCCGCCGCCUUCGGCCGCGCCGCGGACGAGGCCCGCAAGAUCUCCACGAUCCGCGACCCCGCGCUCCAGGCGCGGCUCAGGGCGUCCAUCGCCCACGUCCGCGGCCUCAUCCUCUCCUACGCGCGCAUCGUCGCGGGGAACCCGGACACCUUCCCGACGCCCCCCAACGCGCCCCACCCCGCCGCCGAGCUGCUCGUCUUCCUGCUCGCGGAGGCCGCCGACCCGCUCGACUCCGCCCCGUCCCCCGGCGCCCCGCCGCCGGGGGGCUUCCUGGACGAGCUCUUCGGGAACGCCGACUAUGACGCCGUCGAGCCGGUGAUGGGCGAGCUGUACGAGCGCCUGAGGCAGAGCGUCGGCAAGGUAUCGGCGCUGGGCGACUUCCAGCGGCCUCUCCGUGUGCUGAAGCGGCUGGUGGGGAUCCCCAACUGCGCCAAGGCUCUGGUGCAGCACCCCAAGUGGAUUCCUAAGAAUCAAAUCAUGCUGAUUGGGGAAGGAAGAACCAUGGAGAUCUGCAGCUUGCUUGGGGCCUUCUUCCAUGUCAGUGCUAUUCCCGAUCGUGAAUUCGCAAGCCAGCCUGAUGUUGGGCAACAGUGCUUCUCUGAUGCAUCUACACGCAGGCCGGCUGAUUUACUGUCAUCAUUCGCAGCAAUACAGAAUGUUAUGAAUAGCUUGCAGGAUGGGCUGAGGGAUGUUCUUCUAGUGCUGCUUAAGAAUUCGGAUACUCGAGAAAAGGUCCUUGAAUAUCUGGCAGCGGUGAUAAACACAAAUGCAGGAAGAUCUGGCAUGCGUGUGGACCCUUUGAAAUGUGCAAGUUCGGGUAUGUUUGUCAAUCUCAGUGCUGUCAUGCUCCGUCUGUGCGAGCCUUUUUUGGAUAAAAUGGAGUCGAUGAAGGGCAAGAUUGAUGUCAAGUACCUCUUCUGCAACAAAAGAGUAGAUUUCAAGAGCUUGACCGCUGUAAAUGCCUCCUCAGAAGAAGUCUCAUCAUGGAUAGAGAGCUGGAGCCAAGAUAAUGCCAGUGGGAAGGCAAAUAAAGAGAAUUUCUCAUUUAUUUGCGAAUGUUUUUUCAUGACGGCAAGGGUACUUAACUUGGGAGUGAUGAAAGCUGUGGCAGAUCUUAAACAUAUCUCUCAGGAACUCGCAAGGUGUGAAGAUGAUUUGGAAGCAAACAAAGCAAUCAGAGAUCAAGGAGGAAGUUCACCACAGCUUGAGCAAGAUAUAACACGCUUGGAGAAGAUAGUUGCAGCCUUAUCCCAAGAACAGUUCUGCUAUGAAUCUCAGAUACUAAGGGACAGUGCUUUUCUUCAGCGUGCACUAUCUUUCUACAGAUUAAUGAUAUUGUGGUCAGUAGACCUAGUUGGGGGAUUUAAGAUGCCUUUGCCAUCAGAAUGCCCCAUGGAAUUUUCCUGCAUACCGGAGCAUUUUCUUGAUGAUGCAAUGGAUUUACUUGCUCUAACCUCUAGAAUUCCAAAAGCUCUGGAGGGCUUCCCAUUGGAUAAUUUUCUCAAUUUCAACAUCAUGUUCAUGGCGAGCUCUUCUUACAUUAAAAAUCCUUACCUGAAAGCAAAGAUGGUUGAAGUUUUGAAAAGCUGGAUGCCACAAAGAAGCGGCUUGAAAUCCACAGCCUCGUUAUUUGAGGGGCACCAACUAUGUCUCGAUUAUCUUGUCAAGAAUCUUCUGAAGCUUUAUGUGGAUAUUGAAUUCACUGGCUCCCAUACACAGUUCUUCGACAAAUUUAAUAUCCGGCACAACAUUGCUGAGCUUCUUGAGUAUUUAUGGGAUGUUCCCAGUCAUCGAAAUGCUUGGAGACAAAUGGCUAAAGAAGAGGAAAAGGGUGUCUACUUGAAUUUUCUGAACUUCCUUAUCAAUGAUAGCAUCUAUCUUCUUGAUGAGAGUUUGAAAAGGAUUCUUGAGCUAAAGGAAAUAGAGGCUGAAAUGGCUAAUACUGUUGCAUGGGAUAGCAGGCCUGCUCAAGAAAGAGAGGAGCGGUUGCGCGCGUUUCAUCAGUCAGAGAAUAUUGCUCGAUUUGAUAUGAAGCUCGCAAAUGAGGAUGUUGGGAUGCUUGCUUUCACGUCAGAACAAAUUCCAGCACCUUUGCUUCUUCCAGAAAUGGUGGAAAGGGUGGCGAGCAUGUUAAAUUACUUCCUCUUGCAGCUUGCUGGUCCCCAGAGGAAAUCCUUGACUGUAAAAGAUCCAGAGAAGUAUGAGUUCAAACCGAAGCAGCUAUUGAAACAGAUUGCUACCAUCUAUGUCCACAUUGCAAGGGGUGAUAAGGAAGCUGUCUUCCCAGCUGCAAUCUCAAAAGACGGAAGGUCAUACAGUGAGCAGUUGUUUGCUAGCGCAACUAAUAUUUUGUGGAAGAUUGGGGUAGACCCCCAAAUCAUACAGGAGUUUAUGCAACUUGCAGGUAAAGCAAAAGCUGCUGCCGCUGAGGCCAUGGACGCUGAGGCUAUCCUUGGGGACAUACCAGACGAAUUUCUUGAUCCGAUCCAGUAUACUCUGAUGAAUGAUCCUGUGAUACUACCAUCGUCGCGGGUCACAGUAGAUCGACCAGUUAUUGUUCGGCAUUUGCUCAGUGACAGUACUGAUCCGUUCAACCGCUCCCAGCUCACUCAAGACAUGUUGAUACCAGAUACAGAUCUCAAGUUGCGCAUUGAAGAAUUUGUCAGGUCCCAGCAGUCGAGGAAGCGGAGGGCUGUCGACACUCAGACCGGGGAGCCUGAUGGUGCUGCUGAUAUGGUGGAGUGAACUGCUAAAAGCUGGGAUGGACAGUAGUUUCAGGCCUGAUCAAUUGUCGGUAAAUGGCGUAGAGUGCUCCCUGCAAAUCUAAGCUUGUACACUUUGUCAUGCAUUGCCUUAUCAUGGACCGUUAGGUUAUGUCAAGUUCACUUGUAUAAACAUUUUAUCAUUUUGUUCAGCGGUUAAUUAUUAAUGGUGUGUGCGUUAAAAAAUGGUAUUUUUCCUUAAAAACAGUCGACUGUUCUCAAUCGGGGCUUGAUUUUCUGAUCGCGCGAUUUGUCUCCAGAUUUGUACAGCCAGCCUUGUUUGUUGGGCCCGCUUGCCUUAUUGGUUUUUGUUUUCAGCCCGUUAUUCUUUGGGCGCCUGUUGUCUUUUACUCUACCUGCAUCCAGGAAGGAGGCCCAUGGAGGCAUCUCUUAUGCAGAACAGAGACAGGGGGAAUGAUGGAGUGGAGCGGCAUUGUCGUUGGAGGUUCAGUUGAGGAAGAAGCAGCUAGAGCUAGCCAGAGUUUGAUCAUUUAGAAAAAUUACUGGAUGUUUGUCUCCCAGGAGCCCAUAGCUGGAAAAGCGGUGGAUGUAUUUUACCGAAAUGGAACUAAAAGAUCUUAAUUAAGGCGAGUCAAUACUACUAUUUUUCUGCUAAUUAUUUGUGCUAGCAACCAUGAAUAUUUGUGAAUGUUCUUGAUGCCAGCUUAAUCCAGUUUUCUUCUUCUACCAUUGAACUUAUCUUCUGAUAUGUUUUCUUCCUCACUUACUUGAACACAAACUAGAUUUUAGGAUCUUUGAGGUGGGCCGUUCGUGUGGACCAGCUCUAGUCAAUCAGUUCAAAUAAAAUGAUGUAGGCUGUCUUACAGAAAAUUUUCUUCAUCUGAAAGAAAGACAAAAAAAUAUUCAAGUCCAUGCUAGUAUUUUUUGUCAAGAUUGUAUAAGCUUUCUUUUGGAUAUUAGUCAUGUACUUCAGUUUAGGAAAAAAUAUGUCCAUUCCUGCAGCCACUAGUCUCACCAUGCCUUUUUUUAUCCCAAUAAGUUGAAAGCUUCAUUUCUACCACUUAUUUUCCUUGUAUGUAACAGUUCAUGGUUCUCGUCCAUUAGAAACAGAGCUGAUCUCUGUGCUAAAGUUAACAAAUUGUGCAUGUUUGAAUAAAAUACUAUUCAGUCUUUUAGGUCGCACCAAUUCGUUUCUUUCGUAGCAACAAGGUGCUAGCUAAUGUUCUAACAUUUUAAUCAUUCAUGUCAAAUAUUUUCAUCUGAUACUUCUAGCUUACUGGUAUUGGUAGCACACCUUUAAUAUAUAAAACGAAUGCCCUGACCAUGAACACCGUGCCAUUACUGAUAGGAUUUAAAAAUGAAUCACUUUCUUUAAUUGUAUACAUAGAUGUGGCAAUGACUUGUUCAAGAAUGUGUUCAUCUCAAUCUUGCUAUAGGCUAAAGACUAAUCUCCCAAUCUUGCACGUCUGCUCUAAAGUUACGCUGUUUAAAUUUGUGCAAGCAGAACUGAUAUAGUGAUAUUAACUUGUUCCUAGUGUGGAAACUUAUCUUGACAUAGGACCAAAAUGAAACAUCCAUCUCCGAUCUCGACAAGUCAUCUGAGCAUAACUGCACUAGUAUUUUACACGAGCACUGCUUAAUUAUACUUGGGGUCGCCUGAAAGCAACCUUUUGUCAACUGCUUAUAAUUUAUUCAGUUACUUAACCUGAUCGCAACGAUUAACCAGUAUGAGAGCUGGCAUGGCACCUGCACUUGUUUUUGUUCUCGGGAACUAAUGAUCUGAUGGGUGUCACAUAGCUUUCAUGAAAGAGCUGGAGUACAUAUAUUUGGUUUACUACCGAAAGCUGGUGCCUCAAGCUCUGCUAGCUACUAUGUUUGUUUAUUCCAAAGGUUGGCUGCUGGGCACUACCAGAACUCCAUUUUGUUAUGAUUUGUUCUAUUAUUUCAUACAUGUUCUUCCACUUGGCUAUUGCAAAAAAUAUGUGUACAACUUGUUCUGUUAUAUGUUUUUCUCACAUCCUUGUUCUCUUACAGCCUACUCCCUCUGUAAGCUAAUAUAAGACCUUUUAGAUGACUACUUUAGUGAUCUAAAAGAUCUUAUACUCCCUCCGUCCCAAAAUAAGUGUCCCAACUUUGUACUAACUUUAGUGCAAAGUUAUACUUGAGUCGAGACACUUAUUUUGGGACGGAGGGAGUAUUAGUUUACAAAGGGAGUACAUGCUAUCUGAUAAGUAGAAUUUCAUGCUGGAGAUUCUGAAGGUUGCCGUGGCAGGAGCUAAAGAUGCCAGACAGUGAACCUCUGUCUUGGUUACCAAGCUGAUGCUUCAUCUUAGAUGUCAUUUAUGCUCAUCAGUUGAGUGUGAGAUGCUACGUUUGGGCAUUGAUUUGGUUCAUGUUUGAACAUUAUUUGUUGCCAUUUCCAUGUUUGGAGCCUUGUUUAAUACGUGAAUGUACUUGCUUCAGUGGUUAGAAUUGGAGCCUGUGUUUAUAUAUGGAUUUAUGUGUCAGCUUGAGAAGCUUGUGCGUGUAUUUGACCAAUUUGUGUCAUGUGAACAGGUUGGGUGUUGACUUGGCUCAUCUCUUGUAUGGACAUUUUUCUGCGGAAUAGAUGUUACAGUUUCAGGCUGGAUCAAUUUUUGGUAAAUGGCGCUAAACUCCUCCCUGCAAAUCUAAGUUGAGCAUACAGCUCAUACACCAUGAAGAAAAAUACUGUGAUGCAUUGCUUAUCAUUGAUUGUUAGGUUAUGGCAAGUCCACUUGUAUAAACAUUUCAUCAUUUUGUUCAGCUGCGAAUUAUUGUUCGUGUCUUAAAAAAAACAUUUUCCCUAAAAAACAGUCGGUUGUUCUUCAGUUUGUGCACACUGCACAGUUGAUUUUCUGAUGGCACGAUUUGUCUCCAGAUUCGUACAGCCAGCUUGUUUAUAUUCUUGGGCCUGCUUGCCUUAUUGAUUUUUGUUUUCAGCAUGUUAUUCUUUGUGAGCCCGUUGUCUUUUCUUUUUUGCCUGCGUCCAGGGAGGAGGCCCUGGAGGCAUCUCUUAUCCAGAGAACAGAGACAGGGAGAACGAUGGGGUGGAGCGGUGGCGAUGUUGGAGGUUUCAGUUGAGGAAGAAGCAGCUAGAUCUAGCCAGGGCUCAAUCAUUUAGAAAGAUUACUGAAUGUUUGUCUCCCAGAUUCAGUUCCCUCUACUGUCAUAUCUCCUUUUGCAAUUUGCUGUAUGCACUUUAUUCACAACAGAAAUAUUUUUUCUUAUCAAUUGAAAAGGAAUCGAUAGCUGGACAAGCAGUGGAUGUAUUUUCCCGAAGUGGAACUAAAAGAUCUUAAUUAAGGCUAUUCACUACUCA
This is a messenger RNA of Triticum aestivum (bread wheat), 6432 nucleotides long. Its product is annotated as probable ubiquitin conjugation factor E4. The coding region runs from base 109 to 3114 and encodes 1001 amino acids. Gene Ontology annotation, biological process: protein polyubiquitination; ERAD pathway; ubiquitin-dependent protein catabolic process. The transcript is spliced from 2 exons. The record is from RefSeq and is a predicted model, not a curated record. Gene Ontology annotation, molecular function: ubiquitin-ubiquitin ligase activity. NCBI's taxonomy places the organism in Eukaryota, Viridiplantae, Streptophyta, Magnoliopsida, Poales, Poaceae. Gene Ontology annotation, cellular component: nucleus; ubiquitin ligase complex; cytoplasm.